Metarhizium acridum CQMa 102 is the source of this 1530-nucleotide messenger RNA. RefSeq lists its product as uncharacterized. Gene Ontology annotation, molecular function: heme binding; monooxygenase activity; iron ion binding. The record is from RefSeq and is a predicted model, not a curated record. NCBI's taxonomy places the organism in Eukaryota, Fungi, Ascomycota, Sordariomycetes, Hypocreales, Clavicipitaceae.
AUGAGCAUCAUUCAAGAAAUCUGGUCCGCGCCAUCAUGGAUUAUCAUUGUGGCUAUCAGCGCCUUCGCUUUCUCACUCGUAUGGAUUAGACACAAAGUAGCUGGAGUUCGAAUUCAGCUCGCCGGUGGUGCCAGGGCGCCAGUGCUGGCAGCCAACCUGUUUUCCGCUACCAAACUAUAUAUUGAUAUUGGGUCCCAUCAGUAUAAUAACAAGCUUGCCCAAUGGUGUAACGAUGUAUUGGAUAGCAAGCAAACCAAUUAUGCCGAGUUUAGUUUGACGGGGAAGAAGAGAGUUCUCAUUACACGGGAGCCUGAGCAGAUCAAGACCAUCUUAGCUACCAAAUUUGCCAACUUCGGACAUGGUCCGCAGUGGCAUCGUCUAUGGCGACCGUUUCUCGGCGAUGGCAUAUUUGCGACUGACGGUGAUGAUUGGCAUCGCAGCAGGGGGCUGAUUCGGCCAAUGUUUGUCAAGGACAGACUGCGAAAUCUGGUCAUUUUCGACAAUUGUACUAGGAAACUCUUGUCAAGAUUGCCACCAUCUGGAACGACAAUUGACAUCAAGGACUUGUUUUACAGAUGGACUCUGGAUACUACCACGGACUUUCUCCUAGGAGAAAAUACCAAUAGUUUGGACAAUCCCCAUGAUGAAGUUGCAGAAGCAAUGUCUGUCGCGCAAAGGAUUCAAAUGUACAUAUUCGUCUUAAACCCAAUAGCUCCUCUGAUUCCAAAAGGAGAGUAUUAUCGUUGCAUCAGAAAACUGGAAGAAUUCAUUGAACCAAUAAUCCAACGUGCUAUUUCAUUGCCUCAACAUGAGCUCGAGGAGCUUUCAAAGAUUGACAGUCAAUAUACCUUUCUUCAUAGCAUCGCUCGAGUUACAAAAGACCCAAAAGUCAUUCGGGACGAAAUAAUGUCAGUCCUCCUAGCUGGGAGGGAUACUACUGCAGCUACAUUGUCGUGGGUUAUGUAUGAGAUGGCAUAUGUCCCCGAGACUUGGGCGAAGCUGCGCGAGGAGAUCCUCAACGAAUUGGGUCCCCACGGCAUGCCGACGUACGAAACACUAAAGAAAAUGCAGUACCUGAAGAAUGUCCUCAACGAGGUGCUUCGACUUCACCCAGCUGUACCCAUCAACAUGCGUCAAGCUUUAGAGGACACUGUGAUCCCAGGUGCUCCUGGUCAACCCGACGUCGCCCUCCUGAAGGGAGAUACGGUCACAAUCAACACAAUUGGCAUGCAUGCCCGAAAAGACUUGUAUCCUCCUAUUUCCAAAGACUUUGCUGAUCCGGCCGUAUUCAGUCCAGAGCGUUGGGAACAUUGGAUCCCGACACCGUGGACCUACACACCGUUUAGUGGCGGACCUAGGAUAUGUGUGGGCCAGAACUUUGCUUUGACUGAAAUGGCCUUCUGCUUGGUUCGGUUAGCCCAAACAUAUGAGAGGCUGGAGUAUCGAGGAGACUGGCAUGCACAGCGCUUACGGGCUGACAUUAUCGGGACGCCUGCACUUGAAGUGCCCAUAGCGCUGUUCGAGCCAUAA